Molecule: messenger RNA, 2167 nt
Organism: Passer montanus (Eurasian tree sparrow)
Lineage: Eukaryota; Metazoa; Chordata; Aves; Passeriformes; Passeridae
Gene: CACNB1
Product: calcium voltage-gated channel auxiliary subunit beta 1
Exons: 11
Biological process (GO): chemical synaptic transmission; regulation of voltage-gated calcium channel activity; neuromuscular junction development
Cellular component (GO): voltage-gated calcium channel complex
Molecular function (GO): high voltage-gated calcium channel activity; protein binding
Source: RefSeq, a predicted model, not a curated record
GUCACAGCCCCCCAAUACCAUGGGAGGAGGGCUCCCCCGGGAGUUUUGGGGGGUUUAUGGGGUGGGGGGUGACUUCCUCCAUCCCGAUCCCCACGAGUUUGGGUUGGGGUCGCAGCCCCCCAGUACCGUGCAAGGGACGCCCCCAUCCCCACCCCGACCCCGGGCUGGGCUGUCGCGCUUCGGAGCUGGGGGGGGUUCCGCGCUGCCCCCCGGUUUUGGGGGUGAGCCGGGGGGGUCCAGCCCUGCCGUGCCGCCCCCUCCCCUUUCCCCAGGGCAAGUACAGCCGGCGCAAGAGCCGCUUCAAGCGCUCGGACGGCAGCACCUCCUCGGACACCACCUCCAACAGCUUCGUGCGCCAGGGCUCGGCCGAGUCCUACACCAGCCGGCCCUCGGACUCGGACGUGUCGCUGGAGGAGGACCGGGAGGCGCUGCGCAGGGAGGCCGAGCGCCAGGCCAUGGCCCAGCUGGAGAAAGCCAAGACCAAGCCGGUGGCGUUCGCCGUGCGCACCAACGUGGGCUACAACCCCUCGGCCGCCGACGAGGUGCCCGUGCAGGGCAUGGCCAUCUGCUUCGAGCCCAAGGACUUCCUGCACAUCAAGGAGAAGUUCAACAACGACUGGUGGAUCGGGCGCCUGGUGAAGGAGGGCUGCGAGCUGGGCUUCAUCCCCAGCCCCGUCAAGCUGGACAGCAUGCGGCUGCUGCAGGAGCAGCGGCUGCGCCAGAGCCGCCUCAGCUCCAGUAAGUCGGGUGACAGCGGCGGCUCCAGCCUGGAUGUGGUGACAGGGACGCGCCGGCCCACGCCCCCCGCCAGCGCCAAGCAGAAGCAGAAGUCGGCCGAGCACGUGCCCCCGUACGACGUGGUGCCCUCCAUGCGCCCCAUCGUCCUCGUGGGGCCCUCCCUGAAGGGCUACGAGGUGAGCAGGGGUCAGAAAAAACCUUAACCCAACACUUCACCACAUUGUCCCCACGUGUCCCCUGUGUCCCCUGCCCCUCUCUCUCCCUGUCCCUGUGUCCCCCGUCCCUCACGUCCCCUGUCCCUGUCCCUGUCCCUGACGUGCCCUGUCCCCCCAGCCGAGGUGCAGAGUGAGACCGAGCGCAUUUUCGAGCUGGCCCGGACGCUGCAGUUGGUGGCCCUGGACGCCGACACCAUCAACCACCCGGCGCAGCUGGCCAAGACCUCGCUGGCCCCCAUCAUCGUCUACAUCAAAAUCACCUCCCCCAAGGUGCUGCAGCGGCUGGUGAAGUCCAGGGGGAAGUCCCAGGCCAAGCACCUCAACGUGCAGAUGGUGGCCUCGGACAAGCUGGCACAGUGCCCACCUGAGAUGUUCGACAUCGUGCUGGACGAGAACCAGCUGGAGGAGGCGUGCGAGCACCUGGCCGAGUACCUGGAGGCGUACUGGAAAGCCACGCACCCGCCGAGCAGCAACCCGCCCAACCCGCUGCUGACGCGCACCAUGGCCACGGCCGCGCUGGCCGCCAGCCCCGCGCCCGUCUCCAACCUCCAGGUACAGGUGCUCACCUCCCUGCGCAGGAACCUCAGCCUCUGGGGCCGAGAGGCCACCCCCAGCCCCCCCGGAGCCCUGGAGGAGCACGCGCUGUGAGGUGGCGAAGGGGACAGUGGGGACAUUGAGGGUGUCGGGGAAUCGGGACGGCUCCCAGGCUUUGGGAGAUCGCCGGGAUGGGGACAGCUCGGGAGUCACAGCGCCCCGCGGGUGUGGGGUUGGCCCUGGGGUCACCUGGGAUCAGGGUGACUCCAGGGGCAUGUGGCCCUCCCCAGGUAUGGGAUUGUCCCUGAGGUCACCUGUCCUGGGUGACUCCAGGGGCAUGUGGUCCCUCAGGUGUGACCCACUCCCCUGGGGUCACCUGUCCUGGGAUCAGGGUGACUCCAUGGGAAUGUGGCCCCCCACACAUGUGGGGUUGUCCCUAGGGUCACCUGUCCCGGGAUCAGGGUCACUCCACAGGACUGUGGCCCCUUACAGGUGUGGGAUUGUCCCUAGGGUCACCUGCCCUGGGUGACUCCAGGGAAAUGUGGCCCCUCAGGUGUGACCCACUCCCCUGGGGUCACCUGUCUUGGGAUCAGGGUCACUUCAGGAGACUGUGACCCUCCCCAGGUGUGGGACUGUCCCUAGGGUCACCUUUCCUGGGGUCAGGGUGACUCCAGGGGAAU